Molecule: messenger RNA, 4315 nt
Organism: Nomia melanderi (Alkali bee)
Lineage: Eukaryota; Metazoa; Arthropoda; Insecta; Hymenoptera; Halictidae
Source: RefSeq, a predicted model, not a curated record
CACGCGGCAGUGUAGUGAGCCAAGGAACACGGUUCUUUGGUGGGGAGGAGACACCGAUCGUGCAUGCCACCGACCACAGUUUGAAAGCAACCUCCGUCAUGAUCGCGUCAGCUGGCCUCUAGUUAGCCCCACCUCUCACGGAAGCACAGCCGUCCGCGCGCGUGUUUCGACUUGCUCGCGGCGGGUACUCGCGCGAGAGCAGUUUACCGUCCGCUUCUGCCAGCCACGCAGGAUUCGCGCGACGACCCGGGGAAUCCGGUUUGAGAUCGCGAGCCGGUCGAUCGAUAACGCUUAACACCGACGAGAAACUGUACGGCAGCUGUCCCCCUUUGUCUCGAUCGUCACGGAUGAAGGUUACUGGCGAGACAGGUCCGAAGGAAGAUCGAUUGUUCCCCGUCCAGAUGUGAAAGUUCGAAAGUUUCCGUCGGAAGAGGAUUGUAUGUGGAUCGGGAUCGACGCGGAUGGAAGAUAACGGUGCGCUGUAAACGAUGCGAGGCCGGAUCAACCGCCGGAGGAAAUCGAAGGCGAUCGAUCGCGGCCCGCGAACAACGCGGCCCUUUGUACGCGGAGAUCCUGCUGCUGGAUCCUCGAUGGGAUCGACAAUGAGCGGCAGGAGGAGGGUGUUCGCCGGCCUGGACGGGCUCAAGUGUGAUCGUGUCGUCGUAUGGUCGGUGUUCAUGUGGUGUAUUGUUGUUCUGCCUGGUAACGUCGAGAGUGCACCGCCCGGGAUAUGCGCGAUGGACGGGUGCAACUGCACCGUCAAGUCGCACCGUUGGAUUAACGUCAAGUGUGUCUUCUCCGAUGAUCAGGACGUGGAACUGCUGGGAGGCGUCAUUCCAUCGGACGCGAUGGAGGUGGAGGUCUCCCAUUGCAGGGAGUUGAGGAUCCAGUCGGGCGCGUUCGCGGACGGCGCGCCCGUGAAACGGGUCCACGUGUCCGGCAUCUACAGCCUGGUGGCGAAGAGGCAGGCCUUCCAGAACCUGAGCGCGCCGAACGUGCAUCUGGAGGUGUCCGAGUGCAACAGCGUGAUCCUGGAGAGCCACGCGUUCAGGAAUUCCCGCGGGACGCUGAGCGUCUCGAUAUCGAAAUGCACACACGUGGGCAUCAAGCCGAACGCGUUCUCCAGAUUGCUGUGGAUAACGGUGAAGGAAGUGCCCGAUUUAGAGCUGUCCAGCAACGCGUUCAAGCUCGAGACUUUUCAGCACGGCAGGCAUGGACCAGCGACCAAGAUUAUGUUCCAAAGCGUGAAAAUCACGGAGCUGCCGACAGCGGUGUUCCCAUCGGCGAUCGCCGAGGUCCGCAUGGACAACAUCUGGACCAAAGUGAUACGCAAAGACGCGUUCUGCGCCAUGACGAUCUUCACCGUGACGAUCAGCAACGCGUCGAUACAGGAGAUCGAGACCGGCGCGUUCAGCGAUCGCGCGCUGAUACAGAGCCUCGAGUUCGUUGACGUGAGACUGAAGAGCAUCGAGAGGGGAGCUUUCAGAGCUGGCCACGACAACUUGACGAUUCAAUAUUCAAGGCUGUCCGAGGUGGAAUCCGGUGCCAUCGACAUAUCCGCGGCGACGGUCAGCUUCAACAACAACGAGUUCCAAAGCCUGCACCAAGGUGCCAUCGUUCUGCACCAGUGGAACCACAUAGCCAUCGAUUACAACCUGUUCGUCGACCUGGAAACGGACGCGAUCGCGGCGGAGGUGGACGCGACGUCCGCGCCGAAUUUCGAGUUCUCGUUCACCGGCAACCAGAUACAAAAGGCUCGGCCCGGCUCCUUGAAGUUCGCGGCGAUCUCGCAGAGCGUGAACACGGCUCGCGUGGGCAACAACUACUUCAAGGAGAAGUGCAGCUGCAACCUGGAGACGUGGAUCCGCGACGUGACCGGCAAGAACAGUUCCGUGUCGUGGAUGAUGGACUCCAGUUACUGCGUGGUGGACCAGAUCCUGGACAGGUGUUUCAACCUGCCGCAGGGUUACAUGUCCAUGAGGAACUUCACGAAGAUCAUCUGCACGCCCGGGGACCACAUCUACUGCGAGAAGCCGUCCGCGAAGCCCAAGCCCAGCGUGAGUCCUCCCAGCGUCGGUCCCCACGUCUACCCGAGACACAAGGGCUACUUCGACAUAGAGAUGUCGGACUCGGAGCAACUGCAGCGCGAGAAGCGCAUCAUCGUGGUGAUCUGCGUGGUGGCGGUGUUCAUCGUGCUGGUGGUGAUCCUCGCGUCCGGCAUCCUCUACAUGCGCCGGAACGGCGUGUGUCCGAAACUGACGUCCGGUCACCUGAUGAAUCUCGCCAGCUGGCUGUCCCCCAGCAGCGGGAUGACAGCUGCAACCUCGGCCAGGUCGAUAUCCAGACUCAGCGUGCACGAGUACGCCGGUCUUCAGCCGGAGACGAGGAUCCUGGAAGUGGAGACGCAGCCGGAAGCAACGGAAGACGAGGAGGAGGAGGCUGAAGGACUGUAUCCGUACACCGAGAACAAAGCCACGCAGACGUUGCCGGAGGAGCUGACAGAGGAGUACCUGAGGGAUCUCAGAGAGAGGCUGAACGAUCCCGAGAACUACAACCAAGCUAGAGACAUGAUAGAACAUCUGUACGAUCUGAUCAAGGUCGAAGAGAGUUGUAACAACAACAACGACAGGCAGCCUUCGGGCAGAGAAGAGAACGCGUACGACGUUAUCCGACCGAAGCAGAGGAAGAGAGGCCCUCCGAAGCCUUCGGUCAGCGUUGGCACCAGAGCGCCGUCUUUAGAGAAGCUGAUGCCGAGCGGAAUACAGCCCAGGCCGCCGCUGACGGAGUACACCGAGCCCAGGGACCAAAAAGCUACCGAGCAAAACCAUUUGUACGCGGAGCUGCCGGGCGACGAGACAGUUCCUAGCACCAGCAGACUGUCGCAGCCUAUUUUAGCUACCUUAGCGGGCCGAGCGCCGCAACCGCUGCCCCCGGACGUCGUUAACGACCAUUUGAUCAACAUCAACGCGAGCCAACCGUUGAACUUCGUUCAACCGAAGACUGAGACCCUCAGGCCCCCGGACAGCCCCAAGUUCGAGACGAACAGGACGCAGGGCAGGCCUAUGAGCUUCCUGAAAGCUUUAGGGGAGAGCAUCCUCGGAGGAUCGAAGUCGAGCAAUAACAAAAGGCCGAACUCGUUGCUCUGCGAGUACGCGGAACCGUCGGACGCGACCGCCCACCUGUACUCCGAGCUGCCCGAGCCGCAGACGUCGACGCCGGCCAGCAAAAUGGCGAACAGGCCGCUGCCCACCAAACCCGACCAAGAUUACGCGAACGAGGCGAGGGCAUAACGACGCCCGUCGCCGAUUGUCUGUGAUAAUUACAUGUGCGCGCGAGAAACGAACACACGAGAACGAUCUCGCGCCGUUUUUCUCUUCCUAACCUAAUCUCUAAGUGUUUGGUGGAUCGAGUGCGUCGCGCGAGGACGUAACGCGACAGUGGAUGGACCGUUCGUUCGCUCGGGGGACCGGCUCGGUUCCCGCGGGACUAUUUGUUAAGCUUUGUAUAAAGAUAGGGAAAUUAACGCGGAGGAUCGACGUUGAUCCGAUUUCUCUUGGAUGGCUUUACCUCGUUAGCGUCGCGCUUUCGCGAACUCGGCGAGCCAUUCGUUGUUGUGGUCUCUGGCGACUGGUCUCUUGAAGAAGUAGUAAUGAAGAAGAACGUUGGAUAGUGUGUCUUUAUGUAUGACUGGCUAAUCACCGUGCACAACUCUCUUCGUAAAGUCUCGUUUGUGCGAGAGAGACAAUUCGUAAGAAACAGCACGAACAUUUGAACAGAAUGGGAAAGGCUAGGUCGCUGAUUGGCUACUUGUGCCGAUGGGCGUGUUCGUAUCUCCUUCUUUGUUGUCAGUCACGUGACGCCGAGCCAAUGAAACUACAGACGAAGCUGCUUCCCGUUUCCGCAGCGUUCCGCUGGUUUCACCGAGCUGCGCGACGCUAACGAGAUAAAGGUCUUUGUCUAGUUCGCGCGAUGUAGAUGACGGAUAGCCGAAUGAGAACGUACGAAGAAGUUUUUAUUUAAACGACUGGCCCCGAGAACUGGCGGAUAUGUAUCAUAGGUUUAUAUAUAUUUGCUUCGUCAGGUAUUAUUAAAGGAGUAUUUCACGUGGCCCGUCUCUGUUUCAUUCGAUCCCGGAAUCGCCAAUUACGUGCUCCCUUAGACCUGCUUCCCUCAGGGCUGCGAGGAAUUACGCGGUCACGAUAUCCAACCGCGAUAAUUCCAGGGUUCGAGGCUGCCUCGAAACUGCGCCCGUAUUCUCUCCGCGCUGGAUCAGAAAUUAAUCUGGGGCGAUACAGCGUCGGAUUAUCUACGAAAA